AAAAGGAAGGGUAAAAUAGUCAAUUCACAUUUUUAAAGUUGGCGAUUAAAUUAUGAAUAAAGAAAAAGAAAGUUUGGCAGGGGAAACGGAAAGACACAGAGAAGACAGGGACCGGUGAAAAUAUGCUAAUCCAAAAACAAAAGCGAGAAAAUUCCAAGCUAAACACAGAGAUGGAUUGUGAAUCCGCGACAAGUGAUGACGACGACUCAUUUCUUGGAAGAUAAAAUCCAAAAUCGAAGGAGCUCCUCUUUCGAAAUAGACGUACGGAAGUUCUUUCCAGCAAAGAACCAAGCAAUACAAUCACCAGCUUCUCCCUUACUUUCUCUGAACAACCCUUCAAUUACACUUCAAAUCUUGCGUUUACAGUCAUGGAGAAGAAUCGGAGUGCCGAAAGAGGAAUGGCAGCGUUUUCUUCUUCAGCUGAUAGCAAUACUAGGGCUCGUCCUACCACCACCACCAUUAGCACCGACAACAGACUUGCUGCACUUGUUCAAUAUAAUGCCGAUGCUGGUCUUUUGAACCAGUUUGAGCUCUCGGAUGCAUCUGGUGAGUCUUUUAAUUAUUCCAGAUCAGUUCUUGAAGCUCCCGUGUCCGUACCUGAAGAACAAAUUACUGCUUAUUUGUCUAAGAUUCAGAGGGGUCGGUUGGUUCAAUCGUUUGGUUGUUUGCUUGCGAUUGAAGAAUCUAGUUUUAAGAUUGUUAGCUUUAGUGAGAAUUGUUUUGAAUUACUAGGGCUAAGUGAUCAAUUUGGAUCCGCAAAGGGGAAAGGUCUGAUUGGGGUUGAUAUGAGAGCUUUGUUUACGCCUUCCUCUGGUGCUUCUUUGGCCAAAGCAGCUUCGUCUAGGGAGAUUUCGAUGUUGAAUCCUGUUUGGGUUUAUUCUAGGACUACCCAGAAGCCAUUUUAUGCUAUAUUGCAUAGAAUUGAUGUGGGGAUUGUUGUUGAUUUAGAGCCUGCACGGUCUGUUGAUCCUGCAUUGUCGGUUGCAGGUGCUGUGCAGUCACAGAAACUUGCAGUUAGAGCGAUUUCCAGGUUGCAGGCUCUACCUAGUGGUGAUAUUGGUGUUUUAUGUGAUACGGUUGUCGAAGAUGUUCAAAAGCUUACAGGGUAUGAUAGAGUGAUGGUGUAUAAAUUCCAUGAUGACGAACAUGGUGAAGUAGUGUCAGAAAUCAGAAGGUCAGACUUAGAGCCAUACCUCGGUUUGCAUUAUCCUGCCAUUGAUAUACCUCAAGCGGCUCGUUUUUUGUUUAAGCAAAAUCGCAUCAGGAUGAUUUGUGAUUGCCACGCGAAGCCUGUGCAGGUCAUUCAAAGUGAUGAACUAAAGCAGCCUCUUUGUUUGGUGAAUUCAACGUUAAGAGCACCACAUAGCUGUCAUUUGCAAUACAUGGCAAAUAUGAGUUCCUUAGCUUCAUUAGCGAUGGCAAUAAUCAUGAACAGUGAUGACUCACCAACAAGGCUAUGGGGCCUGGUAGUGUGCCACCAUACUUCUCCUCGAUAUGUCCCUUUCCCACUUCGUUAUGCUUGCGAGUUUCUCAUGCAAGCGUUUGGGCUGCAACUUUACAUGGAACUUCAAUUGGCAUUACAAUUAACAGAGAAAAAGAUCCUCAAAACACAAACUUUACUUUGUGACAUGCUUCUCCGAGGCUCCCCAUAUGCAGUCCUGUCUCAGUCUCCUAGUAUAAUGGAUCUCGUGAAGUGCGAUGGUGCUGCAUUGUACUAUAACGGGGCAUGUUGUUUGUUAGGUGUAACUCCAACCGAAGCACAAGUCAAAGAUCUUGCAGAGUGGAUACUCAAUAACCAUGGGGAUUCUACAGGGCUGAGCACAGAUAGUUUGGCUGAUGUUGGCUACCCUGAAGCUGCUUCACUAGGUAAUGCGGUGUGUGGUAUGGCAGCUGCAAGAAUCACUUCAAAGGAUUUCUUAUUCUGGUCUAGGUCCCAUGUUGCAAAGGAAAUUCAAUGGGGAGGAGCCAAGCAUCGUCCGGAUGAUAAGGAUGAUUGUGGAAGAAUGCAUCCGAGAUCAUCAUUUAAAGCAUUUCUUGAAGUUGCAAAGAGUAGAAGUUUGUCUUGGGAAGUUCAAGAAAUAAAUGCUAUUCACUCUUUGCAGCUCAUAAUGAGGGAGUCUUUUUCGAAUGCUACGGACAGUAAUUCUAAGGCAGAAAUUUCUGUCCAGUUGAGUGAUGCUGAGAUCCAGGAUAUUAAUGAACUCAGUUCAGUAGCUUGUGAAAUGGUUAGGUUGAUUGAAACAGCAACCGUUCCAAUUUUUGGGGUUGACUCAAGUGGUUUGAUCAAUGGAUGGAAUGCUAAAAUUUCUGAACUUGUGGGACUACAAUCUGGAGAAGCUAUGGGGAAAUCUUUGGUUAAUGAAAUUGUUCAUGAAGAUUCACGUGGAACUGUGGAAGAUUUACUUUUCUCUGCUCUGCAAGGUAAGGAAGACAAAAAUGUGGAGUUAAAACUGAGAAGUUUUGGAACUGAUAAAGAAAAGUUGAACGUGUAUAUUAUAGUUAAUGCUUGCACAAGUAGAGAUUACACAAACAAAGUUGUUGGAGUUUGCUUUGUUGGGCAAGAUCUUACCUCUGAGAAAGGUGUGAUGGAUAAAUUUAUCCGUCUGCAGGGAGAUUAUAAGACUAUUAUUGAAAGUCUGAGUCCAUUGAUUCCUCCCAUGUUUGUUUCAGACGAGAAUGGUUACUGCUGUGAAUGGACUAUAGCCAUGGAAAAACUUACUGGUUGGAACAAAAAUGAAGUUAUAGGAAAAAUGCUAGUUGGGGAGAUCUUUGGGAAUUUGUGUAGGUUGAAAGGUCUAGAUACCCUCACUAGGUUUAUGAUUAUAUUAUAUCAAGGUAUUAGUGGUGAAGUAACCGAAAAGUUUCCAUUAGGAUUUUUCAACAAGGAUGGGAAUUAUGUGGAUGUGCUCUUAACAUCGAACAAGAGAAUUGAUGCUGAAGGAAAAGCCAUUGGUUGUAUUUGCUUCUUGCAAAUUGUUGAGCCCAACUUACAUGGGGUCUUAGAAGGACUUGGGACAAGUGAUAGAGAGAGCAUUCUGGAGCAUAAGGAGUUGAGCUUCUUAAAGCAUGAGAUGAAAAAUCCUUUGAAUGGACUCAGAUUUACUCAUGAACUCAUUGAAAAUUCUGGCAUUACGGAAAACCAAAAACUCUUUCUUGAUACUAGUGAUGCAUGCGAGAGGCAAAUUAGGACAAUAAUAGAGGAUAUGGACUUCAGAAGUCUAGAAGGAGGGCUAUCAUCUUGCCAAGUAGAGAUAAAGAGAGAAGAAUUUGUCUUUGGGAGUGUUCUGGAUGCCAUUAUCUGUCAAAUUAUGAUUGUGGUCAGAGAGAGGAAUAUUCAACUUUUUCAUGAAAUUCCAGAAGAAAUCAAAACAUUAACUCUAUAUGGUGAUCAAAUUAAGCUUCAGUUGGUUUUGUCCGAUUUCUUACUUAAUGUAGUCCAGUAUGCGCCUGUUCUGGAUGGUUGGGUUGAAAUCAAAAUUACUUCUGGUUUGAAGCUUAUACAAGAUGGAAAUGAACAUAUUCAUUUGCAGAUCAGAAUGUCACAUCCAGGUCAAGGUCUGCCUCCGGAACUAAUCCAAGAUAUGGUUGGAGGACAACAGUGGACUUCAGAACAAGGCCUGGCCCUAAACUUGUCAUGUAGACUUCUUAAUAAAUUGAACGGUAAUGUUCGCUAUGUUAGAGAGCAAACCAAAUGUUACUUCCUCAUUAAUCUUGAACUCAAGUUAAGGCACCCAAGGGGGUCGAUGGAAGCUACUACGAGUCGAAGGGCUUGAGUUUCUCCUCUUGAGCUGAUGAACACUUGUUCAAAUAGAAUUGAGAACCCUUCUUCCAAAGAUGCACAUGAUGUUGAGCCUGGACAUUGCAGAAACCCAGUAGAUCCUCAACAUGUUCAUGUCACUUAAUAAACGAAAGCAUACAAUGAGCCCAUUUUUUUAUUGCGGCGACGUUGGAUGGUUGGAUUUGAUGUGAAAAUUGUAAGCAAUAUGUUUGUAAAUCAUAAGUUGGAUUUACAAGUUGUGUGAAGCUCUGCCUAUAUCAGUGGUUGUCGAUUCAGGUGCAUGUUUCAGCAAUGUGGCAGUGUACAUGAAACAUGCAGUUUUGUUUGUUCUGUUAUGGAUGUGAAAGCCAUACAUUGUAAUAUAUUUGAGUAUUGUGCUUAUUCUGGCACUUUUUAUGACUCAUA
Molecule: messenger RNA, 4183 nt
Organism: Benincasa hispida (wax gourd)
Lineage: Eukaryota; Viridiplantae; Streptophyta; Magnoliopsida; Cucurbitales; Cucurbitaceae
Gene: PHYE
Product: phytochrome E
Biological process (GO): regulation of DNA-templated transcription; red, far-red light phototransduction; detection of visible light
Molecular function (GO): protein homodimerization activity; phosphorelay sensor kinase activity; photoreceptor activity
Source: RefSeq, a predicted model, not a curated record